AUGAGGUCAAUGGAGGAUACCAAACAGUUUUUAGUGCCGAAAGACUUGAAUUUACACUGUGAACUUCAGCAGUUAUGAAAAGUAGAGGUUACCAGGGAAUAUAAUGUCGAGUAGACUCAUUCCUGCAAUAUGUGCCUGGGGUUUGACCCUUGGAACCACAGCUCUCUUCUUUGUUUUUGUAUGUCCAGCCUUAGUAGACUUGUCCAUUUUGUACACAUUAGCAAUUCCAAUAUACGAGGGGAUUCUUACCUUGUUCGUCAUACUCAACUUUGGACUUGCUACUUUUAUGGACCCAGGAUAUUAUCCCAGAGCACAUGAAGAUGAAGUAAAAGAUGAUGAUUUUCGAGCACCUCUAUAUAAGCCAGUAGAAAUAAAUGGUAUAGCAGUGAGAAUGAAGUGGUGUACCACAUGUCAAUUCUACAGACCACCUAGGUGUUCUCAUUGUAGUGUGUGUAAUAAAUGUAUAGAGACAUUUGAUCACCAUUGUCCUUGGGUGAACAACUGUAUAGGACGAAGGAACUACAGAUAUUUCUUCCUUUUCUUGUGUUCAUUAUGCAUUCACAUGAUUAGUGUAUUUUCAUUCUGCUUGCUUUAUGUGCUUAGACAUAAAGAUAAUUUGAAAACUGUUGGCAAUAUAGUAGCAUUAAUUAAUAUGAUAAUUAUUGGAUUACUAAUUUUUCCUGUGUCAGGAUUGACUGGAUUUCAUGUUGUGUUGGUUUCAAGGGGAAGAACCACAAAUGAACAGGUCACUGGGAGGUUUAAAGGAGGGCACAAUCCUUUCACCAGGGGAUGCUGCUUGAAUUGUAAAUAUACCUUAUGUGGUCCUAUGUGGCCUAAAUUAUCAUCAUAUGUGCCUAAACAUAGAACACUGUCAAUAGAUGCUACAAAAGUGAAGUAUACAUCUGCCAAUAAAGAAAUUAAGUUGUACACAGAUGCUAGUACUAAUGGGGUAAAAAGAAACACAGCUGUGGUGAACCAGAAUGCCCCUCGCACUCCACUUUUGUCGGAUCACCAAGACGACCUACAUAGCCAGGGAAGUAGCCAAUCGGAAGGCUCUGAAAUCCAUGAAAAUCGGAGGUCUGAUUCUUAUACAAAUCUUUUUGACACUUCACAGUCAAAGCCAGUCUCAUCAUCAUCAAGUAAUUACCAAGCUGAUAGAACAUCUCGUGGACCACCUGUUAUUCAUCAGCCUCGUGUAGAACAGUCACCCCAAAGAGGCAGACGAGGAAGAUUACAGGAUGGGAUAGCUCCUAUGGCUCUUCCCGAGGAAUCCCUUAUGGGAUCCCCUUCAAAAUAUACUCCCCCUCCCAGAAAUAUUUUAAAUAGUCCAGGCACAGACAGGAGUAUCAAUGGCCAAUCACGUCAAAUGACUAGAUCUUCACAACCUCAAUAUAGUUCCCGAGAAUCUCCAGGGUACGGUAAACCCCAGUACUACAGUCAGCAGAAUGGACACAGAAGGGAGAGAACUGCCAGUGCCGAGGGCUCUUUAGACAGUGUAGAUAGGAGACCCUUGAUGAACUCUUCUGUGUCCUCUGGAUACAAUUCCAGAUCAUUCGACUCCUCCCCCCUAGGGAGGAGUCAGACUCUACCAAACAAUCAGGGAGGGUUCUUUGAUGAGGAUCCAAGAACUGCUAAGAGACCUAUGUCUUUUGUAAAGGCACUUGAAGUGAGUCAGUUAGUUGAACAAAGCCAGCAGGGGAUUAAGAACUCUAAUGUACAAAGCAAAAAACCUCCUGUAAAUACACAGGGGUCCCAUCACCACAAACAAAAGGGAAGACAUCGUGAAAGCAAGAAAAAGAAUCUGUAUGACACAAGCUUCGAAGUUUCUGUUUAAAGAUGUGAUAAAAUUUUUAUUAUUAUUUUAUGGUUUUUUUGUCCAUUGAAGGAGGCAGAAUGUAAAACAGAUCAAUUCAAUGAUUAUGUGAACUAGUCCCAACACUACUCCUCUUCUGUUGAAAGCUUAUGAUAUCAUGGAUUUGAAGUUGAUAAACUGUAUUGUGUUGUAUCAUUUCAUAUCACAUCCAUUUUAGUAGAGAAAAUUAUGUAUUUUACAAAGUGAUUUUUAGAAUGUGAAUAUCAAGUGUUUGAAAGUGCUUCCUUUGUUUUCAAGCUCACUACAUAUAUGUCAUGUGGACCAAUGUGCAUUAUGCUCUUGUGGCAUCAGUAAAUAUAGAAAUUUUAAAUUUCUCAAUAAGAAAUGAAAAAGCUGAGUUAAAAAAAAUUAUAUUUUCAAUUUUUUACAUAACAUGAUAAAAAAAAGAAAGCUCAUUUUUCGUACUUAGGAUGUUAAUGGAGUAAAUGUAAUGUGGGUGAUUAUCCAUGGAUGCCUGUUUUUGGUUUUUAUGUAUUUUGGGUCCACUAUCGUUGCCAAUAAAUUACCCCAUCUGCUUUCUAGACAUUUUGGGGAAGUAGGACAGGCUUGUUGCUAGAGAUAAGUUGAGGUUGUGUGCUGAGUUUAUUUUUGUAGAUUUUUUUCUUAAAUGUGAUAUCAAUUUUAAAUUCUGUGACAUGCAGUUUUAAAACAUGCUGUUUUAUUUUUUUUAAGUUGAAUUGGUACAUGUAUAUUUGAUUAAGUAAUGACAAAUAUACUAUGCCUGUAUUGCAUAUAUAUGGCCAAUAUAUAUACUUUGAAACUUAUACCUUGUAAAAAUAAAAUAAAUGUCCUUUAAGAUUUUAGAUUUUCUCUUCCACAAGGUGUUCUAGUCAUCAAGAAAAUUUUAGAAAUUUACAUCUGUACUUUCCCCCAAAUUGCAGCUUGACUAGAUGUAUCAUUUUUCAACUUCAUUAAGAAAUUUGAUACAUGUUUUAUCUUUCUUUCUUUUUGUAGAAUUUUUUUCUAUAAUUCUCAAACAAAUUUUUAUCUUUUAAGGUUUAGAAUGCUAGGUACAGUACGUACCCUGAAAUUCAGAAUCUCAAAUGUAAUUUAAUCGCAAAAAAGACUCAAUAAUUCCCUGAUAAAUUCUUUUGAAAUUUUGCAGGAAAUUGUCAGUAUCCAUAGCAAUGACAUAUUUUUACUUGAACAUAUCUUGAUUUUUUUUUUUAAAUGAACAAUUGGGAUUAGACGCAAGUUCCAUAACUUAAGACGUCCAAUCUCUAAGUGUUAUGAAAGGGAGAUAAAUUACAAGAUGUAGGGUGUGUGCUCAAAAAAAAAAAUUUUUAGCAAUCAUGUUUGCCUGCUUUGUUUUUUAUCUUCCACUAAAUAUGUGUAUAGUUCUAAAAUAUGACCGACUAUACAUGUAAAUGUAUUUCACUACAUCUGCAUUUUUAAAUUCAAAAUGCGCAAAGUAUUUUAAUGAUACAUUGGUGUAAACUUUACACUGUAAAGACAGGAUAUUAUGCCUUCAUUUCUCUCUAUUGCAGUCACACAAAGUAUAUCUAUUGUAAUGAAAAGAAUAUCUAAAACAACACAAUAAUGUCAUAAUGAUGGAGUGUAUAAGCAGAAAUAUGUCUGCAGAUAAUGACAUGUUGGUAUCUUUUUGUAAAAAGUAAACUUGGGGUGAAGAAGACAUGCCACAUACUUCAUGUACAAAUUUAAUUGUGAUGUGACCAUGUAUCACUGGUUGUGCUCAUGUAGACCAUUUAAUGUGACAUACAUGUAUGAGAAGAAAUUUAUAGAAAAAAUUUAUAGAAAAUAAGUCAAUGCAUCAGGGAAAAUGCUUAAAACUGUCAGAAUGCUGAACAUGUCUUGUAAGUGUUUUAUUUUCAAACAUUGUGAAUAACAGGUUGAAUUUAUGCCAAAAUAUGUUUGUACUUACAUGUUGAUUUCAUGUUUAUUUGGGACAUGUACAAUUAAUAUGGCCCAAAUCAUGCUACAAUAGACAAAGGGUAUCUAUCGUGUAAAUACUAGUACUUGGUAUGUAUUGGCCAACCUUGGUAACAUUCUACAUUCCUGUUUCUAGAAAAACUAGUAGAUUUUCAUAUAAUUUAAGUAAUGAAUUGUAUUUAUAUGUUAAAGUUGAAUAUCAAAUUCUAAUUAAAUAAUUUGCUGUACUAAAGCACUAAAAAUUGGCAAGUUAUGUUCAAAUUUUAAACUAUCUUUGAUUACCAACACCCCAUGACAUUAAUAAAAAAGUUAACGUAUAAACAAAAGAAUUCAAAACUUUUAAUUCUUGAUGAAACAUAUUGGAGAGUGUUUCUACUCAUUGCAAACAUUGGUGUGCUUGGACUAUUUAUUGGUGUUGAGCAGGCACACGUGUCAGUUGCUUGUUUUAUACUUUUAACAAGGGUAUUAUCACAAUGUUGUUUUAUACAGAUGUAAUAUUAAAUAUAAAUGUAACACUUA
Messenger RNA from Saccostrea echinata, 4282 nucleotides. Its product is annotated as palmitoyltransferase ZDHHC8B-like. NCBI's taxonomy places the organism in Eukaryota, Metazoa, Mollusca, Bivalvia, Ostreida, Ostreidae. Gene Ontology annotation, molecular function: palmitoyltransferase activity. The record is from RefSeq and is a predicted model, not a curated record. Bases 104 to 1834 code for a protein of 576 amino acids. Gene Ontology annotation, biological process: protein palmitoylation. The transcript has 8 exons.